AGCCGCGGCUUAGAGCGCAGGCGGCAGCUGACAGGCGCUUUUCUUCAGACGGCUGCGGCUGGAGCCCAGCGAGGCGGGCGGCCCCCUGCUCUCGUCCCCGUGUCCCGGCCCGCGAAGUUCCAGGGCGCCGGGGCAUGGAAGAGGGGAAGAUGGACGAGAAUGAAUGGGGUUACCACGGCGAAGGCAACAAGAGCCUUGUGGUGGCCCACGCGCAGCGCUGUGUAGUUCUGCGUUUUCUGAAGUUUCCUCCAAAUAAGAAGAAGACCUCAGAAGAGAUACUUCAGCAUCUGCAGAACAUAGUGGACUUUGGCAAAAAUGUCAUGAAAGACUUUUUGGGGGAAAACUAUGUUCAUUGUGGGGAAGUUGUUCAGCUGCCUUUAGAGUUUGUGAAACAACUGUGUUUAAAAAUACAGUGUGAAAGACCAGAGUCUCGUUGUGACAAGGACCUGGACACACUCAGUGGUUAUGCCAUGUGCCUUCCCAAUUUAACCAGACUUCAGACCUACCACUUUGCAGAGCACCGGCCGAUUCUGUGUGUAGAGAUUAAGCCAAAAUGUGGGUUUAUACCUUUCUCGAAUGAUGUUACCCAUGAGCUGAAACACAAGGUGUGCCGAUACUGCAUGCACCAGCACCUCAAGGUAGCAACUGGAAAGUGGAAGAAAAUAAGUAAAUACUGUCCUCUCGACCUCUACUCAGGAAACAAGCAGCGUAUGCACUUUGCCUUGAAGAGUCUGCUGCAGGAGGCUCAGAACAAUCUGAGGAUAUUUAAGAACGGCGAGCUGAUUUAUGGUUGUGGUGAUGCCCGGAGUCCUGUGGCUGACUUGAAGGAACUUGCACACCACCUGAAGCCCUUCUUCUUCCCUUCCAAUGGCUUGGCCAGUGGGCCUCACUGCACGAGGGCUGUGAUCCGGGAGCUGGUGCAUGUUAUCACCAGGGUGCUGCUGAGCAGCUCAGACAAAGGCCGAGCAGGUGCCCUGAGGCUUGGCCUCCAGGGCCCACGUGUCUGUGAAGCCAGCCCUUUCAGCAGGAGCCUACAUCACCAAGGAAAAAACACCCCAGAGCACUCGGGGUUACCGAAGGGCUGUCUUCUGUACAAAACCCUCCAGGUGCAGAUGUUGGAUCAGCUGGACAUCGAAGGCCUCUGCCCUCUGUACAACCGGGUUGAGCGCUACCUGGAGGAGUUUCCUGAAGAGAGGAAAACAUUACAGAUAGAUGGGCCUUAUGAUGAAGUAUUUUACCAGAAGCUGCUUGAUCUGUCUACUGAGGAUGAUGGGACAGUGGCCUUUGCAUUAAGGAAGGUGCAGCAGUACCGAGUAGCCAUGACCGCCAAGGACUGUUCCAUCAUGAUCGCACUCUCCCCUUAUUUACAGGGCACAAGAGGUAAAAAGACAAAAGGCAGCAUAUGUGACUUCAUGAGACAUCAAACUAGAUGGAAAAAGCAGACAAUGAGUAAAGAAACAUAACUACAGGAUUGUGAUGUGUGCCAAGCACUUCCCAGUCUUUGCAACUGCCCUUCUUUGUCAACUUUUCAAGGUGCUAUGGGUCUAGGAUACUGUGCUGGAGGAGCAGUCUCCAUGUCUCAUCUGCGUCAUGAUCAACAGGGUGGGCAUGUUGCUCACUAAGUUUUAUGGCUUAUACACAAUGAGCUUUGACUCUGCUCUGAGGGAUGUUUCUUGUGCUUUUCCAUUCUCUUGGCAUUUCAAUAUAUCAAGCAAAACUACCUGAACAUAUGGAGCCUUUAAUGUUGCUCUACCUGCUGUCGGCUCAUCUGCACAUAACAAAGUGCUCUAUAGUUCUUAUCUUGAGCUACGGUUCAUCUGCUUUGGCUCAACUGGAGUUAGCUGCAUUGCAUUUUAAAUAAUGGACAAGAAGUACAGCUUAGACGUCUUUGUUACAUGAAGAUUUUAGUUGUAGACAUUUGUUUUUAAAUAUUUUUGAACCUCUGUUUGUCUUUAAAAACCUUCCUCUAUUAAUAAUUCAGCUUGGGUCAAUUAAAAGUAAAUAAUGUAUUUAAACAAUAUUUCAUUUGGAAUGUAGGGUUAAAAAAACUUGCAGUGACAUAGUAAUUUCCAGAAGCCGAAGCUGACCAAAGAAAUAGAAUAGGGCUGUACAGCUCUUAGCUCUAUUUGGAAACAGCCAGAUGCUGUAUUUGAGGUCUGGGAAGGAUAAGGCCCUGGAGGCCUGGAGGCUUGCAUAACAACCGCUGCUUAUGCAGCCCUGGCCAGCAGCAGGAAUGGAAACAGGGAGUGUGGGCCAAGACAGUCAAGCUGCAAGUUUUCUUCCCCCACUUAAAGAAAGAACAGCCAAAAGAAAGAUUUCAAUUUUUAAAAAGUUAUACUUCAGUUGCAAAUAGGAAACCUAUGUUUUAAACAUCAAGCAUCUUUAAUACAAAUCUUGUUUACAUAUUUGUAACAGGAAGAAGACAUUCCUUAUUUACAAGGACUGAAUACUAAGUAGACAUGUUUUACUGCUCUUUACCAAACAAGCAAACACACUAAAGAGAAACUAAAGUUGGAGCCUGAGAACAAAACAAAAAGCCUUUAGAACAAGCAGUUACAGUUUGUUAGUUUAGCAGAAUUAGAGCCACUGGGAAACUGUGCAGAGGAUGGUCUCACUCAAUGCCUCUUCAGAAUGUCCAGUCACUACUGAAAAUUCUCUCAGGGGCAUUUGCAAAUAGACUUGGGUCUUUUUUGUCCCACAGAAUGAGAUAAUGAUGUUCUCAUAAAGAGCUUAUAUUAACAUAUAGACAUAUCAUUUACUUAAUUACAGCUCACAGCAAGGAAGGGCUCAAGUGCACCAUGGUCUCCUGAGGAGCCAGCCUGCACAUACUUAGAGAAAGAAUCUGCCCACUUGUUAGGAAUGUGGAGGGGGAAGUAGGAAUGAUACAAUGUGGUUUGUGUUUAUCAGAUAAAUAUAUUAUUUAAAAACAUAUUAAUAUACCACAAUUAAAAGCUAGUAUAGCCACCCAGACAUGGCAUGCCUGUGUAAUCCUAGCAGUUGGGAGGCUGAGACAGGAGGAUGAUUGCAAGACUGGUUUACACUGGUAAAUUCAAAGAGCAGCCAGAGCUGUGUAGAUGUAACUGUCUUGUUAAAUAAGAAACACAGAGCCAAUGCAGAGAUGAAAGCCCAAGAGGUCAGAGCUAAGAGCUAAAAACCUUACACUUCACUGCUGCUGCUGUCCUCUUCAGCCAAGAGAGCUACUUCCUGUCUGUCCUUUUUACAGACUUUCUAUUCUGCCUUCUCAUUGGUUGUAAACCCAACCUCCUCGUUACUGUCUGUCUGUCUGUACAGACCUCCAGGUCUUCUAUGGUUGGUAUUGAGAUUAAAGGCGUGUGUCUCCAUGCUGGCUGUAUCCUUGAACACACAGAGAUCUGCCUAGCUCUGCCUCCCAAAUGCUGGGAUUAAAGGCGUGUACCACCACUGCCCAGCUUCUGCUAUGGUUUGCUAUUAGCUCUGACCCCCAGGCAACUUUAUUUAUUAAUAUACAAAUAAAAUCACAUUUCAGUAUAAAUAAAAUAUCACCAUAGAGCUGUAUAGUGAGACUCUCAGAAAGCACAAAAUAAGACAGAAUACAAACUUGAAAAGCUUCAGAAUGUGUAGUUCUUUUUUCCCCCCUUUUCUUGAGACAGGGUCUCAUUGUGUAGCCAUGGCUGGCCUCUAUCUCAGAGACCCACUGGCUUCUGCCUCCUUUAGUGCAUCAUGCCUGGUUACAUGUGGUUGUUUUCCAUUUGCAUUACAAGACGAUUUCAUAAAAGAAAGCAGCUAAGAUAGGCUUUCAAUCUGAGCUAUCAUAAAUAGCUGGAAAUAAAAAAUAGAUCUAUAUGAUACUUCAUAUGAAACCUUUACAAGUAUAAGUAAUUGUUUAUUAGGAUACCUUAUAAAAAGGCAGACAAUAACAAAGAGGUGAGAAUAUGGAAAAGAUGUUUUAUUUUGUAAAAUCAAUUAGAUAUUUCCUUUGCUCUUUUUAAAGCAUAUUAUGCAUUCUGAAAUGAUACAUUCACACGGUAAGCAAAGUGAAAAUCAUUCCUUUAAAUUUCAUGGAAAGGUAAGCUAUUCAUUUAUUCAUAGCGGCACACAGGUCUGCUUCCAUGGGAGCUUCCCUGUGGGAAUGUGCUAUUUGCAGUGGGGUGAGUCUUUCAGCUUCCUGUAUCAUUAAAUCUAAGCCCCGACCCUGUGACUUAAUUCCACAUGGGGUACCCUUGGGAUUAUCUAAUUUUUGUUCUCACUUGCCCUGUGCCUCUUUCAGAGAGAAUGUUAACAUCAUUUGAGUCCUGCUGGACUGGGAAGAACCAGGGUGUUGGUCUUGGUAACAUUAUUCUCUUAGCUUUUUCCUGAGCCCAUGUCCUGGGGGUUGGGGCAUGGAGAGGAAGAAGGUGCAAGAAAAGGGGCUUUUUUUUUUUUAGACAUACAGCUGCUUGUUCUUUUACUUUUCAUAAAGUUCAUAUAGCAUAAACUAUUUAAAGUGACCGAUUUGCUGACACUUAGGACAUUCGGAGUGCUGUUUGAGCGCCUACUACCUCUACUCCCAAAGCAUGUUUACUACUUCCAAAGAAAAGUCACACUCAUCAGUUAGUCCAUUGCACUCACCCCUCUGAAAACCCCCGGUAGCCUACACCCAUUCAUUUCAGUUUUUUUUUGUAGGGGGUUGGGGGAGGUUGAGGCCUUUGCUGUCCUGGAACUUGAUAUGCAGACAGGCUGGACUUGAACUCAGAGAUCCACUUGGUUCUGUCUCCCCAGUGCUGGGAUUUAAGGUUUGUGCCACACAGCCAGCCCCUUCACUUACGUUUCUACGAAUUUAUCUAUCUUACAUAAUUCAUAGAAACAGAACCAUAAAUACACAACUUUUAGUGUCUGGCUUUUUCAGCAAAGCUUUCUAGACUCUUUAAUAUUUCAUUUCUUUUACGCCUGAAAAAAUAUUCAUUUGUAUGUAAAUAAAUUUCAUUUAGAUGCUUUAAAAAAUAACAUAUAUCCUUGUUGAUAUUUUCAUUUUUUCCUACCUUAUUUCCUGUGAAUGGAUCAUUCUUUCUUGUUUCUUUCUAUGCUUUUUCUCCCUUUUUCUUUUUUGCUGUUGCUAAAUACAGGGCUACAUUUAAUUUUCAUGAGGAAGGUUUAUUUUGGUUCAGUUUCAGGGGUUACAGUGGUGGGAAAGCCACGACAGCUAGACUGGCUGUACCCACAGCGCUGGAGUGUGAGGGGCUUGUUCAGACGCUGUGGACAGAGAGGGCAGCAGAACUAAACUGCUUCUCUGGAAUACUGGAGUGUGAUGACUCUGGCAAUCAUAGUCUUCCUUGCCCUAAAGGUCAACUGAGAGACACAUAUGCAUGUUUAGCAGCUUCCAGCCUGAUGUACUAUGACUGUAGUCUUCUAUGUGGUCACUAUGGAGUCUCUAGAGUACCGUUAUAUUCAUAGCCAAUGACCCAGCAGAGUCCUUUGAUGCCUGGAGCCCAGAAGAAAAGAAAAACAAAACAAAACAAAAUUCUCCUGGCCUUUGGAGCUUGGCAUUGAAGUGGGCACCCUUUUGGUGCUACGAUAGCUCAUAUCUUUGCCUUUACCCCAGAGGGGUAGGCCUGGUCCCUGUCUAGUCUUUUCUUAGCAGGCAUCAGUCCUGGGCAUGCAUGGUACACUGGUUUUCUUUGUGUAUGCAGUGGCCCUUCCAAACAUUAUUUCUCCCCCUUCUUCCUCUUUCCAGUUUUUCUUUCUUUUGAGGGACUGGUUAGCCGCUAUAUGACUUCUCAGCAGUCCCUGCCCCUGCAGGCUUUGGGAGCCAUGAAGUUGUACAUCUCAGAAAGCUGCUACUGCCAGGGGUCUAAGUAUGACAGACCAAGUGCUGCAUGGCUCCCCUGCGGAACCAUCAAAGCAGAUCAGAAUACACAGCACAGUAUGGGAAAGAUGUUUGUGUCUGUCCCCUAACUCCAGCUGCAUCAAGAAUGUGGGCUGCUAGCCUCAGGGCCACUGCCAGCAUGGAGAAGAAUUGACAAUGUUUUCCUCUGAAAUCCAGUGGCUCUCUCUCACCCAGCACUCCUCAGCUGCUGCAAGGAUCUGAUUUGAUCCCAGGGUUCGGCAUGGUUUAUUCUGUCAAAUUUGAAAGUUUGUGGUGGUUUCAGCAGAGAAACUGAUCUUGGGGUGCCCUACUAUGUCAUUUUUUGUGACAUCACAAUGGUCUGUGAGUUUCAUAAGCAAUACAUAUAAGUUUGUCAUGCAAAAGUUCUACUCCUAAAAACCUAACCAUGAGAAAUAAAGCACAUCUGUAUACAAACUUGUGUGUGAAUGUUCAUGGUAGUUAUUCAUUACAGACAAUUUCAAAUAAUCUAAUUUCCCUAAACUGGUGAGUGGCUAAACAGGUGUGGCUUAUUAGUAGCCAGAGUUCCACUGAUCAAUAAAAAGAAACAAAGUACUCAUGCCCAGUACAACAUCGACAAACCCCAAACACAAUUCCAAGUAAAAGAAGCUAGACACAAAGAUCAAUGACAUUACUUCAUGUAGAUUGAAUGUCCAGUAAAGGUCAUCUACAGGUACAGAGGGACAUAGAGGAUUUGUUUUGCUCUUGUUACUGUGAUUAGGGCUUUCUCAAAUUUAUCUCCUACUUUUCUUCUUUAGCUAUAUUUAACCUGCUAUUUGACUAAUCCCUAAUUGUUUUUUGGUUUUGGUUUUUUGAGACAGGGUUUCUCUGUGUAGCCCUGGCUGUCCUGGAACUCAGAGAUCCACCUGCCUCUGCCUCCCGAGUGCUGAGAUCAAAGGCC
Peromyscus californicus insignis is the source of this 6740-nucleotide messenger RNA. It is a transcript of the gene Ippk, whose product is annotated as inositol-pentakisphosphate 2-kinase. NCBI's taxonomy places the organism in Eukaryota, Metazoa, Chordata, Mammalia, Rodentia, Cricetidae. Gene Ontology annotation, molecular function: ATP binding; inositol-1,3,4,5,6-pentakisphosphate 2-kinase activity. The transcript has 13 exons. The record is from RefSeq and is a predicted model, not a curated record. Gene Ontology annotation, biological process: inositol phosphate biosynthetic process. Bases 135 to 1463 code for a protein of 442 amino acids. Gene Ontology annotation, cellular component: nucleus.